AUGCAACAAAGGGAAAAGUUAUUUAUAAUAUGUGGAAAUAUCAAUUAUUCAACAAAUUUAAUGCCCUUUAUGAAGGAAGUUAUCAUUCAAAAGAAUAAUAGAAUAAAAGGAAGUUAAGAGAGUAAAACAGACUUUAUACUGGUAUAUUACAAUGCUUAAGUUCAUCUUAAUGUUUAUGUGACAUGCAAAAUAGAUCACUUUAUUUUUGAGUGGUAAAAAUUUAAUUAUCAAAUCACAUCUAUCACUAAUUCUACGAAUUCAAAAAAAUAUUUAUUUAUUUUUUUCAACUCUAUAGUAAAUGAAAAAAGAUUUUUAAAUAGUUUUUUUUACUGAGAGAUAAAAUAGAAAAUGAAUUAAAUUCAAUGCUUUUAGAGGAUAGCACAAACUUUAAAAAGAAUUAGUCAAUACUAUAACCGAUCAUUAAAUAUUACUUUAUAAAAUAUUGAAUAAUAAAUCAGAAGUAAUAAAUCGGAAAAAAGUAUUUGAAUCUAUAAAUAGAAUUUUAAUUAUGAAGCCUUCAAAGAAAGAAGAUAGUGAUAUCAUGAACUGUUUCAUAGAUUGUGAAUUGCUUAUUAGCUGUAAUAAAUAUAUUCUUUAAAAUUGUUUAUAAUAGAUUGCCAUUUUUUAAUAGAUAUAAAAAAACUCUCAAUUAAAGCUAUUCAAAUUGAAUCCAAUAUCUCCUGAGGAAUGUUAAUUAAUGAAAUAAAGACUGUCUUAAAAUAAAGGGUUAAAUUUUUAUCUAAUAUACGAUAAAUGGAUUAAAUAAGAUUAAACAUAUGAAUGCUUUCCCAUUUAUGAUCUUAAAAGAAUGCAGAUUUAGUUUUAAACUUUGGCGAAAAUCGCUAAUUCCAUUAAAUUAAGCAUACCUAAACAUUCCAGAAAUAGACUAAUUCAAACCAAUAAUAAUCAAAUGUCCAAUUAUGAAAUGACUAGAGCUUAAAUUCCUACAUAAAAUUCAAACAAUUCUGUUAAAAUCACAUCAUUAAAGAAUAAUUGGUUUCGUUUGAGGUGCUGGAACUAAACAGUAUACUUAAACUCAUAACUGAUUCGAAAAAUUUUGGUAAAACAAAUCAGAGAGUAGUUAUAUUUUCAAUCAGCUUAAAAUUGUACAGAUUUGUCAAUAUUAUUCAACUGA
This is a messenger RNA of Paramecium pentaurelia, 1135 nucleotides long. Lineage: Eukaryota; Ciliophora; Oligohymenophorea; Peniculida; Parameciidae. The record is from the annotation of a GenBank genome assembly.